AUGGAAAGACUGCAGCAAAAGAUAGACAAAACAAAAGACUUGGCGAGGUUAAAACAGUAUAAUGGUGAAAAUUUGAAGAACGCACGCCAGUUAGAAGGGGAAGGCCCCUCUGCAUUCCUUUAUGGGAAGAAGCCAGAAAGAGGUGAUCCAACACCGAUUGUGUGGGACACAGAAACACGACGAAAACCCCGCAAUACUAUUCUCAAGAAUAUCACCGAGCACAAGAUUCGAAAUGACCAUCAUCUUAGGGUACACCAACGUGGAAUAUAUCGGGUUCAAAGCCACCUUUGCUUCAAAGUUCAAGUGGACGAAGCAGACGACAUCUCGAGCACCUCACUGACUACGAGCGACGGGGACGAGCGAGUCGACAGAGGGCGCUCCAAGACGUUCUUACAUUUUGUGAUAAGAAAUUGCCAGGGAAACGAAGAUGAAGUGUUGAAAACUUUGAAGCUGGUUUAUCUGCUGCCGGGAGAGGAGUACAAAUACUGCAGCGAUCUGUCCGGCCUUGUUAGAAUGGACAGUGGCUGCUCUUUGUACACUAAAAUAAAAUGUGAAGACGACUCAAGUGACCUUACACAAUAUAUGGUGCAUUAUAAUUGGAACUUUUUUGGAUUAAACAAAGUGUGACGGUUGCUGUUCUUUCAAAAUAAGUGGAUUUUUUCCUUUGAAAUGAUACCAAGUGACAAAUAACAUCCGUCCUUUUUAUUUUUUUCUUUAUUUCAAUACAUUUUUCAUGA
Lingula anatina is the source of this 737-nucleotide messenger RNA. RefSeq lists its product as uncharacterized. Gene Ontology annotation, molecular function: protein binding. The record is from RefSeq and is a predicted model, not a curated record. Lineage: Eukaryota; Metazoa; Brachiopoda; Lingulata; Lingulida; Lingulidae.